Molecule: messenger RNA, 1749 nt
Organism: Salvia hispanica
Lineage: Eukaryota; Viridiplantae; Streptophyta; Magnoliopsida; Lamiales; Lamiaceae
Product: (E)-beta-caryophyllene synthase-like
Biological process (GO): diterpenoid biosynthetic process
Molecular function (GO): magnesium ion binding; terpene synthase activity
Source: RefSeq, a predicted model, not a curated record
AUGGAAAUUCCCAUAAUGGUUACUUCCCACAAUUCAGCUAAUAAUGUCAGUGUAAACGACAGCCGUCGCUCUGUAACUUACCAUCCCAACAUAUGGGGAGAUUUCUUUCUUUCGUAUGCUUCACAACAUAAGGACAUCUCCAUUGCUGAAAUGGAAGAACACGCUAUUUGGCUAACACACGCAAGACAAAUGGAAGAGAUUAGGGAAUUGGUCCUUCACAAUGAUGAAGAUGAUCUAACCCUAAAACUAGAACUCAUUGAUUCGAUCAAACGGCUUGGAGUGGGCUACCAUUUCGAAAAGGAAAUCCGCAAAACCUUACGAUGGAUUCAUGACGCCUAUAGCGCCAACGACAACGAUCUUCGAUUUGUUGCUCUUCGCUUUCGUCUGCUCCGAGAACAAGGUUUUCACGUUCCAUGCGAUGUUUUUUGCAAAUUCUUAGAUGAAAAAGGAAAUUUCAAGGAAUCGAUACCAAACAAUGUUGAAGGGCUGUUGGAAUUAUACGAGGCAUCAAACUAUGGAGUGCAUGGAGAGGAAAUUCUUGACAAAGCAUUAGAAUUUUCCUCUUCUAAUCUCCAUUCUUUAAUAAUGAACAUGAGUAAUAACACUCUUUCUACACGAGUUAGGGAAGCACUAAAGAUCCCAAUUUCAAAGACUCUAAACAGAUUGGGAGCAAGAAAGUUCAUUUCUAUGUACGACGACUCAUGCAAUGAAAAGCUACUUGAUUUUGCGAUAUCGGACUUCAAUCUUGUGCAGACGCUACACCAGAAAGAGCUAAGUCAUGUUACAAGAUGGUGGAAGGAAUUGGACUUUGCAAAUAAACUUCCCUUUGCUAGAGAUAGACUUGUGGAAUGCUAUUUUUGGAUUGUGGGUGUUUACUUUGAGCCAUGCUAUGCAAUUGCGAGAAAGCUACUAACCAAAGUCAUUUAUAUGGCUUCUUUCCUUGACGACAUUUACGAUGUCUAUGGAACGUUAGACGAACUCACGCUUUUCACUAGCAUUCUCCGAAGGUGGGACAUGGAUGGCAUUGAUGAAUUGCCACCAUGCAUGAGGAUAUACUACAAAGCCCUAUGCGAUGUAUAUGUUGAAAUGGAAAACGAAAUGGGAAAGCUAGGCAAAUCAUAUGCAGUCGAAUAUGGAAAAGCUGAGAUGAUUAGGUUGGCGGAGGUGUACCUUAAAGAGGCGGAGUGGUCUUUCAGCAAGCACAAGCCUACAAUGGAGGAAUAUACAAAAGUGGCACUUUUGUCUUCAGGAUAUGUGAUGAUGUCAAUAAAUUCAUUACUUGUGAUUGAUGAUCCAAUUAGCAAGGAGGAGUUUGAUUGGGUUUUGAGUGAACCACCUAUUCUUAAAUCAUCUUUACUCAUUACUAGGCUAAUGGAUGACCUUGCAGGAUAUGGGUUUGAAAAAAAGCUGUCAGCAAUUCAUUACUACAUGCAUGAAAAUGGUGUGGCAGAGAAAGAAGCUUUUGCAGAGCUGCGCAAACAAGUGAAGAAUGCAUGGAAGGUUCUAAACAAGGAACUUCUUCACCCAACAGAAGCUUCCAUUCCUAUCCUUAAAUGUGUUGCCAACUUCACUCGUGUCAUAUUCUUGCUAUACACAGAUGAAGAUGCAUAUGUUAAUUCCAAAGCUAAGACCAAAGACAUGAUCAAGUCUGUGCUCGUCGACCCCGUCACCAAUUUUAGCACUUUGAAAAACCCCAAUAAUUCAGUGCUGGAUUCAGCUGCAAACAACAUCUUCAACUGUAGCAUGUAG